Opisthocomus hoazin is the source of this 498-nucleotide messenger RNA. Its product is annotated as inositol 1,4,5-trisphosphate receptor-interacting protein-like 1. Lineage: Eukaryota; Metazoa; Chordata; Aves; Opisthocomiformes; Opisthocomidae. Gene Ontology annotation, cellular component: membrane. The record is from RefSeq and is a predicted model, not a curated record.
AUGGAAUACCCGGAGCUGGAAGUGACUCACGAGGAUCCCAGAAAGACAAAACGCCACUCCUGCAAAUUCAAAGUGACAAAAGACAAAAAGCAAAGCCUCUGCAUUGAGAUGCUGUUGGGCUUCCACCUCAGGUGCCUGCAGAUCUGUGCUCGCAUCUUGGUGGGCAUGGGCCUUUCCACCUACACCCUGAAGACAGCUGUGAUGCACCUCCUGACCACCACACCCGUGUCAGGCUGGCGCAGGAGGGAUUGCCUGCUGCGGCUGGAGGACAUCAUGGGCUACCUGCAUGCCUGCCUGGAGCAGAAAUGGCUCGACCACUUCUUCUUUGGCAAUGAGAACGUGCCCGAGGAGAUCAUCUUGCCCCCGGACUUCCGCACGGCGGAGCCACUCAACCUCUUCAAGAACCUGGCGCAGGAUCUGGACGCCCACGCCCAGGCACUGGGUGAGUUUGUGGAGCUGCGAGAUAGGCUCAGAAGACUGCUUCUCUACGGCCGCUGA